AGCCCCUCCUCCCGCCUUUAGGUCCCCUCCAGCUGGCUUCGCAGCGCCCAGACCGGACCGGACCGGAGCGAGCUCAGCCAUGGCGCGGGGGCUCCUGCUGCUCAGCCUGCUGGUCCUGGCUCUGGCCCUGGUGGCGGAGAGGCGGGCGGCGUUCCGAAAGCGGUUCAACGCCUCCCGAGAGGUGAAGCCCCUGGAGCUGCCCGGCUGCCGCCUCAUCCGAGGGAUCGAAACUGGUUCUGAAGACGUGGAGAUCCUGCCCCGAGGCCUGGCUUUCCUGAGCUGCGGCCUCAAGUAUCCGGGCGUGAAGAGUUUUGCCCCACACCAGCCGGGGGAGAUUCUCCUGAUGGACCUGAAUGAGGCCAACCCUGAGGCUGUGGUGCUGCCCAUCCACGGCGGGCUGGACGGGGCUUCCUUCAACCCCCACGGGAUCAGCACGUUCAUCGGGGAAGAUCACAGCGUGUACCUGUUCGUGGUGAACCACCCUCCGUCGGGGACCACCGUGGAGCUGCUGCAGUUCCAGGAGGCGGAGCGAGCCCUCCUGCACCUGAAGACCAUCCGGCACGAGCAGCUCCCCAACGUCAAUGACGUGGUGGCCGUCGGCCCGGAGCACUUCUACGCCACCAACGACCACUACUUCACGGAGCCCCGCCUGCGCGCCUGGGAGCUGUACGUGGGCCUGAAGUGGUCCAACGUGGUCUACUACAGCCCGAGCGAGGUGCGCGAGGUCGCCGGCGGCUUCGACUUCGCCAACGGCAUCACCGUGUCCCCCGACGGGAAGUACCUCUACGUGGCGGAGCUGCUGGGCCACAAGAUCCACGUUUUUGACAAGCUUGCCGACGGGAGCCUCAGAGCGCUGAAGGCCCUAACCUUUGACACGCUGGUGGACAACUUGUCCGUGGAUCCCGCCACGGGGGACGUGUGGGUCGGCUGCCACCCCAACGGCAUGAGAAUUUUCUUCUAUGACCCAGAGAAUCCGCCCCCAUCAGAGGUGCUCCGCAUCCAGAACAUCCUGUCCUCGAGCCCGACUGUGACGCAGGUCUACGCGGAAGAGGGCUUCGUCCUGCAGGGCAGCACCGUGGCCUCGGUGUACGGCCGGAAGCUGCUCAUUGGCACCGUGUUCCACCGCGCACUGUACUGCGAGCUGUAGCGGGGGGCGGGGCCUCGGGGAGAAGCAAUCAAUAAAGAGAGGCCACAGCUGCA
Monodelphis domestica (gray short-tailed opossum) is the source of this 1200-nucleotide messenger RNA. Its product is annotated as serum paraoxonase/arylesterase 1-like. The record is from RefSeq and is a predicted model, not a curated record. Lineage: Eukaryota; Metazoa; Chordata; Mammalia; Didelphimorphia; Didelphidae. Gene Ontology annotation, cellular component: extracellular region. Gene Ontology annotation, molecular function: arylesterase activity. Gene Ontology annotation, biological process: response to toxic substance.